Magnusiomyces paraingens is the source of this 2199-nucleotide messenger RNA. RefSeq lists its product as uncharacterized. The transcript has a single exon. Gene Ontology annotation, molecular function: ATP binding; protein serine/threonine kinase activity. Lineage: Eukaryota; Fungi; Ascomycota; Dipodascomycetes; Dipodascales; Dipodascaceae. Gene Ontology annotation, biological process: peptidyl-threonine phosphorylation; actomyosin structure organization. Bases 1 to 2199 code for a protein of 732 amino acids. The record is from RefSeq and is a predicted model, not a curated record. Gene Ontology annotation, cellular component: cytoskeleton; cytoplasm.
AUGUACCAGCAGGCAAGCAAUAACUCGGGCUUUUUUUACCAGCAGCAGCAGCAGCAGCAGCAGCAGCAGCAGCAACAGCAGCAACAACAGCAACAACAGCAACAGCAACAGCAACAGCAGCAACAGCAGCAGCAGCCAGCUGGUUACCCGAAGCAGCCUUUCCCAGUUCAUUUUCAACAACAACAACUUCAAUCAAUGCCGGUUGGCUCUCAAGUCACUGGUCAAAUGAGUAGAACUACUGCAGCCCCUCCUCCAUUUUUGCAGGUACCAUCUCCUAGCCAGACUGCCUUUUUGACCAACCAGCGCAUUGCUCAAGGUUACACUCAACCCAUGUACUACACACCUCAACAGCUCCAUGAGCAACAAAUGCUAAUCCAACAACAGCAACAACAACAACAACAACAACAACAACAACAACAACAACAGCAGCAGCAGCAGCAGCAGCAACAACAACAACAGCACUAUCAAUAUCAAUAUCAGCAACAACAACACCAGCAACAACAACAGCUUAUAAAACAGCAGCAACAAGCUCAGGCUCAAGCUCAAGCUCAAGCUCAAGCACAGGCUCAAGCACAGGCCCAAGCACAGGCCCAAGCACAGGCUCAAGCACAGGCUCAAGCUCAGGCUCAAGCACAGGCUCAAGCACAAGCUCAAGCACAAGCUCAGGCUCAAGCUCAGGCUCAGGCUCAAGCUCAGGCUCAGGCUCAGGCCCAGGCUCAAGCCCAAGCUCUUGCUGUUCAACAGCAGCAGCAACAACAGCAAAUUGACAGUGAUUAUGUUGUCAUGGAAAGACACCCUGAACAAUUUUCACGCGCCACACAGGAAAAGGCAAAUGCUGUUAAAGCGAAAAUUGAACAUUUUUUCCAGAUGAACGUGGCUCAUGCUGUUGAGCGAAACCAGCGUCGUGUCAUGACAGAGCAAAGUUUGGCUAAGGAGCGCAGCUCUGAUGAACGCAAAAAUAGAACCCUUGCAUCUCUCGGAAAGAAAGAGUCUAACUUUUUACGCCUGCGUCGUACCAAGCUCUCCCUUGAGGACUUUAUCACUGUCAAGGUCAUUGGUAAGGGUGCUUUUGGUGAAGUCCGACUUGUACAGAAGCGUGACACGGGCAAAAUUUACGCCAUGAAGACACUUCUCAAAUCAGAAAUGUACCAAAAAGACCAGCUUGCUCACGUCAAGGCUGAACGUGAUGUUUUGGCAGGUGCUGAUUCUCCCUGGGUUGUCGCACUUUAUUAUUCGUUUCAAGAUGCUCAGUAUCUCUACCUCAUUAUGGAGUUUUUGCCUGGUGGUGAUCUCAUGACUAUGCUCAUUAAAUAUGACGUUUUUUCUGAAGACAUUACUCGUUUUUACAUUGCCGAAUGUGUUCUGGCUAUUGAAGCUAUCCAUAAACUUGGUUUUAUCCAUCGUGAUAUCAAACCGGACAAUAUUCUUAUUGAUAAGACUGGCCAUAUCAAACUUUCUGAUUUCGGUCUUUCCACAGGUCUUCAAAAGCAGCAUGACAGUAACUACUACAGAAAGCUUCUCGACAAGAAUGGAACCUCAAAUGGGUCUUCUCGCAACAGUAUGAUGGUUGAUCCCAUCCACCUGACAAUUACUAACCGCCAACAAAUUGCUACUUGGCGCAAGUCCCGUCGUCUUAUGGCGUAUUCUACCGUUGGUACACCUGAUUACAUUGCCCCUGAAAUUUUCAUUCAUCAAGGUUAUUCUCAGGAGUGUGAUUGGUGGUCUCUCGGUGCAAUUAUGUUUGAGUGUCUUGUUGGCUGGCCACCAUUUUGCUCUGAAACUCCUCAGGAAACUUAUCAAAAGAUUCUCAAUUGGCAAGAGUCACUUGUCUUCCCAGACGACAUUCAUUUGUCUUAUGAGUCUGAAGACCUGAUUAAACAGUUUUUAACUUCUGCGGAUCGCCGCAUUGGUCGUACUCGUGGUGCUGCUGAAAUUAAAGAACACCCCUUUUUCCGUGGCGUUGAUUGGGACUCUAUUCGUCAAUUUAAUGCACCCUUUGUUCCUAAGCUUUCUUCAAUCACUGAUACGUCUUACUUUGCCAACGAAGAACUUGACCAAAUUCCUGACGGCCCGCCACCUCGUGAUGAUGGCGGCGCAGGUAAUGCCCAAGGAGGUGAUCAGACUGAUCGUGUUGAUCUUCCAUUUAUCGGCUACACGUAUUCGCGCUUCGACUACCUCACACGCAAAAAUGCUCUGUGA